Messenger RNA from Hyla sarda, 849 nucleotides. Its product is annotated as nicotinamide N-methyltransferase-like. The transcript is spliced from 4 exons. Gene Ontology annotation, cellular component: cytosol. The record is from RefSeq and is a predicted model, not a curated record. Lineage: Eukaryota; Metazoa; Chordata; Amphibia; Anura; Hylidae. Gene Ontology annotation, molecular function: N-methyltransferase activity. Bases 1 to 849 code for a protein of 282 amino acids.
AUGUCUUGUACCAAUCUUAAGCAUUAUCACGAGGAAGAUCACAAUGCCAAAGACUUUGUGGAGACUCACUUUUCCCACGGAGAUGUCAGCAUUAUAGAAGAAUCCACGGUUGAGCCUGCAAAAAGACUGCAUGAAUUGUUUUCUUCAGGACUAGUAAAAGGAGACAAAUUACUUCACAUAAGUGUUGGGGCAAUGGUCUACCCACUCCUUUCAGCCAGCAAUGUCUUCAAGAAUAUCUAUGUAAUGGAUGCAACAGAUACCAGUGUCAACCACUUCAAGCAAUGGCUGAAGAAAGGAGAUGGAGCCACAGAUUGGUCAUUUGCUUCCAAAUUAGUUUCUCAAUUGGAAGGCAACGUAGAUGGUUGGAAGGAAAAGGAAGAGCAAGUGAGAAGAGCAGUGAAAGACGUCUUUAAGUAUAAUCUCUUUAAUGAUAGUUCUACUGGUUCGGUGGCCAUACCUCAAGUAGAUUGUGUGCUCACAGUUUUCAUCUUCAACGUCAUUUGCAAAACUAAGGAGGAUUUCAAGAAGAGUCUGAAAACCUUCACAUCGUGGCUGAAAGUCGGUGGAUAUCUGGUCUUCUUUAUUACACUUAAUAUGACCUUUUAUCGGGUGGGCAAUCAGAAAUAUUCCACACUGACAGUACAUGAGAAGUUUGUUAGAGAGGCGGUGACUAAUGCUGGAUUUGCCAUUGAGAAAGACGAGGUCCUGCCCACCUCAGUAGAGAAUGAUAUAGUUGAUUAUGAGAAUAUGCUUUUUUUAGUAGCCCGGAAGUUGGACACAGCCAGGGAAAAGGGAAGAUUUCCUGAUACUGAACUUAGAAAUGGUGACUGGUGUGGCUAUACUAUAUAA